Molecule: messenger RNA, 2162 nt
Organism: Dipodomys spectabilis (banner-tailed kangaroo rat)
Lineage: Eukaryota; Metazoa; Chordata; Mammalia; Rodentia; Heteromyidae
Gene: Pigt
Product: phosphatidylinositol glycan anchor biosynthesis class T
Exons: 12
Coding region: 34-1770 (578 amino acids)
Biological process (GO): attachment of GPI anchor to protein
Cellular component (GO): GPI-anchor transamidase complex
Source: RefSeq, a predicted model, not a curated record
GGGCAGUGCCGGGAGGCGGAAGCAGCUGCGGCCAUGGCGGCCGCCAUGCCGCUCCGGCUACUGGUAGUACUGCUCCUGGGACCGGGCACCUGGGGUCGCGCGCAGCCCCCUCGCGACAGCCUGCGGGAGGAGCUCGUCAUCACCCCGCUGCCCUCCGGGGACGUCGCCGCUACGUUCCAGUUCCGUACACGCUGGGAUUCGGAGCUGCAGCGGGAAGGAGUGUCUCAUUACAGGCUCUUCCCCAAGGCCCUGGGGCAGCUGAUCUCCAAAUACUCUCUGAGGGAGCUGCACCUGUCAUUCACGCAAGGCUUUUGGAGGACCCGGUACUGGGGGCCACCCUUUCUGCAGGCCCCUUCAGGUGCAGAGCUCUGGGUCUGGUUCCAAGACACUGUCACUGAUGUGGACACAUCUUGGAAGGAGCUCAGUAAUGUGCUCUCAGGGAUCUUCUGUGCCUCUCUCAACUUCAUUGACUCGACCAACACAGUCACUCCCACUGCCUCCUUCAAACCCCUGGGGCUGGCCAAUGACACUGAUCACUACUUCCUGCGCUACGCUGUGCUGCCACGGGAAGUUGUCUGUACCGAGAACCUCACUCCAUGGAAGAAGCUCUUACCUUGUAGUUCUAAGGCAGGCCUCUCUGUGUUACUGAAGGCAGAUCGCCUGUUCCACACCAGCUACCACUCCCAGGCCAUACAUAUCCGCCCUAUCUGUAGAGAUGCACGCUGUACCAGCAUCUCCUGGGAGCUGAGGCAGACCCUUUCAGUUGUAUUUGACACUUUUAUCACGGGGCAGGGGAUGAAAGACUGGUCCCUUUUCCGAAUGUUCUCCCGAACUCUCACAGAGCCCUGUCCGCUGGCUUCAGAGAGCCGAGUUUAUGUGGAUAUCACUGGCUUCAACCAGAACAAUGAGACUUUGGAGGUGAACCCACCCCCCACUACCACAUACCAGGACGUCAUCCUAGGAACCCGCAAGACCUAUGCUGUCUAUGACCUGUUUGACCCAACCAUGGUCAAUAAUUCCCGAAACCUCAACCUCCAGUUCAAGUGGAAGCGACCUUCCGAGACUGAGGUCCCGCCAGUUCCCUUCCUGCAUGCUCAGCGAUACGUGAGUGGCUAUGGGCUGCAGAAGGGAGAGCUGAGCACACUGCUGUACAACACUCACCCUUACCGGGCCUUUCCCGUGCUGCUCCUGGAUGCAGUGCCCUGGUACCUGCGGCUGUACGUGCACACCCUCACCAUCACCUCCAAGGGCAAGGAGAACAAACCAAGUUACAUCCACUACCAGCCCGCUCAGGAUCGGCAACAGCCCCACCUCCUGGAGAUGCUGAUUCAGCUGCCAGCCAACUCAGUUACCAAGGUCUCUAUCCAGUUUGAGCGAGCUCUGCUCAAGUGGACCGAGUACACUCCAGACCCCAACCACGGCUUCUAUGUCAGCCCUUCAGUCCUCAGCGCCCUUGUGCCCAGCGUGGUGGCAGCCAAGCCUGUAGACUGGGAAGAGAGCCCUCUCUUCAACACCCUCUUCCCAGUCUCCGAUGGUUCCAGCUACUUUGUGCGGCUCUACACAGAGCCGCUGCUGGUGAACCUGCCCACGCCAGACUUCAGCAUGCCCUACAACGUGAUCUGCCUCACAUGCACUGUGGUGGCCGUGUGCUACGGCUCCUUCUACAACCUCCUCACCCGAACCUUCCACAUUGAGGAACCCAGCACAGGUGGCCUGGCCAAGAAGCUAGCCAACAUCAUCCGGCGUCUCCGUGGUGUCCCCCCUCUCUGAGACACUCCUUCUUCAGCAGUUGCAGCUGGACCCCUCCCUGUAGAGGGGCGGUGAUGACUCCCAGGGCUCUUCUGUCCAUGUUCUCUCCAGAGUUGGCUUUCCAACCAGCUACCCCUGGACCGGACAAGGCCUAGAGUUGUGUGGUCCAGCCUGGUAGUCACGAGCCACAUGUAUUUAAAUUUAAAUUAACUUAAAAGUGUAUUUCCUCCGCUGGCCACACUUGAAGCACUCAGUAGCUGCUUUGGAUAGCCUGGAAGGAUAUUCUCAUCGCUGCAGGAAGUUCUCUGGGGAGCACUGAGCUGGGUAACUGGGUGUGUGGAAGAAUUUGUAUCACUGUGGUGGGUGAGAUUUACUUGUGAAAUAAAAAAGUGGCUGUUGGGGCUGGGAAGGUG